GUCCCCGUCUGUCCCCGUUCCCCUCCUCAACCGGGGCCGCCUCCCGCGGGCGCGCAUGUCCCGCGGCUCGGCUCUCCCGGGAGCUUCGCACCGACACCUCCUGCCGGGACCUGGCCGAGACGAGCCAGGCUGGGCUGAACCGAGCCUAAAGCGGGCCGGGCCAUGGCCCCCCCGGGCGCAGGGACCUUGCGUUACGCGUUGCUUUGCGCGUUGCUGUGUGCGCAGGGACCCGCACCCACCCGCGCAGGAGAAUGUGGUGAGCUGAGGUCCUGUGAGACGUGCACGGCCAGAGCCGCCCCACACAACGGCACCGGCUGCGUCUGGGUGGGCUGCAGGGCACCCGAGGAGGAACCAGAGCCCGGGAGCUGCGUGCAGAGCGGGGUGGCAGCGCGGGAGUCCUGUGCGCUCUACAACAGCAGUGCCCUGUGCCCAGCAGCGCUGAGGUCCCCCACUGAAGAGCCUCCACAGUCCCACAGCAAGGAGCCGGCAACACAUUCCCCAAGGACCACCACCACCAGUGCCCCUCUGACGGGCAGCCCUGAGUUCCACCCGCCCGGCUUCGACACUGCCAGCUUCAUCGGCGGCAUCGUGCUGGUGCUGAGCAUCCAGGCCGUGGUCUUCUUCAUCAUCAAGUUCAUCAAGUCAAAAGACAGCACCUACCAAACGCUAGAGGACAACCAGUAGGUUCUGGGUGCCUGCGGCAAUGGGGAGGGGGCUGAACGCCCCCUGAGCCCCCUGAGCUUCUCCCUUCCCUGGCCCCUCCUCAGAGGGGGAUGGUGGUGUGGUACUCUCACCUGCUUUGCAUGAAGGGCAUUCCCCAGGUGGUUUGCUGUUUUCCUGGGAGUUGUUAGCAGAGGAAAGGAAGUGUUUGGGGGGUCCCCUUCACCCCCCCUGUCAUGCACGGAGCCCCUGGCACAAUACAGCCAAUGCACAGCCCCAUGGCAAAUCCAUGCCACUUCUGCCACCUGGACAAGGAGUCCCCAGGCUCCUCGGUGGCAGCGGGCACCACCCCCUCCACCUGAGUACCUUCAGCAGCAUGGGAGCUGCUGGGCUUGGUUUGGCCCCACUUAGAGAGCACCCAACAGUCCCCCAUCCCCACCCUGGGCACCCCCUGCCCUGUUGCCUUUCCACAGCCUUUGGGCUUGCUGUGGAGGGGAGGUUGGGGGCUGCCCUUUCCCCCCCAUCAGGCUCUCAGGUGCUUUCCCCUUCAGCACCCAAGCCCCUUCUCUGAUCCCUCUCCAGACCCUCCUGCUCACCCUGACCCCUGCCCCAGCCCCUCUGUGCCCACCAGAGGAGCAGAGCCAGGGCCUUGCUGUGUGCUUUUGCUGUGCCUUUGUGUUGCUGGGGGUUACCCCCAGCCCCACCCCCCCCAGCUUUCCGUGUGCUGUUUUGGGGAGGGCGGUGAGUGCUGUGUGCUGUGGGGUGAGACUUGUAGCUUGGCCUGCCCCAAUUAAACUCUGCGAGGUGGUGUCUGUGUCACGUCUGGGGGGGGUGGAUUUGUGUAGCUGGGGUCAGGGUGUGCCCCCCACCAUCCCUCCUCUGCAGUGGCUCCUACCCUUCCCCAUGGGAUUGCCACUUGCCUGGGUACAGAGGGGUGUGCAUUGUGUCACCCCCUCCACCCUGUAUCCCACUCCGUGGGGGCUGCAAGGGGCUGGACCCUCCCCAGAUGCUCUCCGGGGCACAGCUCCACUGAGCCCCUUCUGCUACCUGCUCUUCUCUGUCCACUGUGCCAGGAUCUGAGGCCACUGGGCUGGGGACAUGCUGCCCUCAUGCUCCCGGGGCAGGCAGAGAAGAGGUCAGCACUGCAGUGUCCCUGCCCACUGCCAGCAUCCUUGCCCAUUGCUGGAGUGCCCCCCCGCCCCCCACGGCUGCAGGGUCCUUCAGGCCCCCCCCCAACAUCACAACUAUGCAAAGCUGGCUCUGCCCCAAGCUGCCUCUGGGGACACCAUCGUGGGACAUUUCACCCAGGCCUGACCCUGUCCCGUGGGGAUGCUCCAGGAAGCAGGGGUUGGCAUGCUCCAGCUGCUCCCAGGGUGGUGCAGCUGGGCACAGGGAGCUCACCCAGCCCUGAAUCUCAGUCUCUGGAGUCUCCCUUUGCCCUGCAUGGUGCCAGGAGCCAAAGACACCCCAAAGGGUCAAGGGCCACGGCUGGAAGUAGGGUGGCACUAUGGCUUUGCCAGUCCCAUGCCAGCAGAGCCAGGGCCAGACAGGGGGCAUGGAAACCCAAUAAAGGAUUUUCCUCUUGUUCUGA
This is a messenger RNA of Pogoniulus pusillus (Red-fronted tinkerbird), 2251 nucleotides long. RefSeq names its product CD164 molecule like 2 (gene CD164L2). The record is from RefSeq and is a predicted model, not a curated record. The coding region runs from base 163 to 684 and encodes 173 amino acids. NCBI's taxonomy places the organism in Eukaryota, Metazoa, Chordata, Aves, Piciformes, Lybiidae. The transcript is spliced from 6 exons. Gene Ontology annotation, cellular component: cytoplasmic vesicle.